Molecule: messenger RNA, 1401 nt
Organism: Rhizoctonia solani
Lineage: Eukaryota; Fungi; Basidiomycota; Agaricomycetes; Cantharellales; Ceratobasidiaceae
Exons: 4
Coding region: 1-1401 (466 amino acids)
Source: RefSeq, a predicted model, not a curated record
AUGGACUACCCAGCCGAGGAUGACGACACUGUAAUUUGGCAAUGUUCGCAAGCAGUUGCACUGAAACAUAUUUUUAAAGAUGCACCUGUCGCAACUGCCCCGCCCCCUUCGGUAUCCGCGCCUGGGUCGAGACCAGGUGUUCCCGCUACGACUUCAGCUGAAACACUCGGAUUGAUCCAACAACUUUCGCGCACAUUGGGAGGAUCUCGAACGUCAAAUCCGAACCCAGCACGCCGCAACACUCGUGUGGCUAGUACAGGGAAUAUAAAGCUUGGGAUGCCGCCGCCGAAGCUGAAGCCUCCUGGAUCAGAUGAAGCAUCAACAAUCCAGCUCUGGUUCGACUCGAUAGCCAUUCCGUCUACACCUCCUAACAGGACACUCUCUGGACCUCGCUCUGCAACAGAACCAACGAUUACUGUAUCUGCGUUGUUGGAUCAUGCUCGUGCGGAAUCUCCCGAAUUACCAUCUCCCCCUAUCCCGGUCAAGCCCAUCAUAUCUAUUCGGACAGAUGCGGAAGUUGUAAACAAAUCAGCAUUCUGUACUCGAAUAAACACUUUGGAAUCAGCUAUGAGUGCCACUGGGAGUGGUAGUUUUGUGUCUACUGCUGCACCCAUUUCACCGACAACGCCCCUAGUGGCUCUACCUCCCCGUCCAGAAACACCCGAAACACCCAUUCUCGACUUGACUGAGAUAUCUCCCACCCCUUCCCCAGAACCUAGACCGCUUCGCAAAGCUUCAAGACCCAAAUCACCACCUAUCGAAGUCACAUCAGUCAAGGUCUCUCCUGAAGCCUCUCGCCCAGUUCCUGACACCGCACGUGCUAUUACCGAGCCAAAUACUUCUAAACGCCCCCCGGCUGCCUCCUUAAAACACACGCAAUCUGAACCUUCUCGAUCGUUCAAGCCUCCGGUUCAAGCAUUUAAACCUCCAACCCAAACAGUGUCCAAGCCUCCUACUCAAACAACAUUCAAGUCAUCACCCACCAUUUUCCCUACCCAACGCCAAAACUCUCGUACCUUUUCCUCCUCUCAGGCCCGUCUUGGUCUGGGCACAGUGGGAAGAGGUUAUUCGCAAGUGAACAGACCCUUUAAAAUGCCUAACAAGGGGAAAGGGACAGUACCACUGACUGUUGUUCCGCUCCCGAGGCGGGAUGGAGUGGUAAAGGCCUCUGCAAGUCCAUCGAGGAAAAAGGAAAACAUCGACGCGGGGCGAGGGAAGAGGGGGAACUCGCCGGCCCCUGCUGCUCGACCUUCUACCAACCGACCGACAAGUAAUCUUUCCUCUCGAACAACAAGUGGCUCUUCCAUUCGUACCACCUCAACCAGGACUACUGGGAAACCCACCAAUCUAAAAGUACUUCUGGCUCAAAGCGCGAAAUGGGUUCCGAGAUUGGUCAGAUGA